CCCUAGCAACCGAAGCCGCAUCCUAGCAACAGGCGGGCGGGCGGGCGGGCGGCCACGGGUAAAAUGCCGGUGCUGGUCAAGGAUUACACCUGGCAGCAGGCGGAGUCCCAGGUCUUUAUCACCGUGCCGCUGAAGGGCGUCGUUGCCGGGAAAGCGGACAUCUUCUGUGCGGAAGAUUAUUUAAAGGUGAACUUCCCUCCAUUUCUCUUUGAAGUGCUGUUAUUUGCUUCUAUUGAUGAAUCAAAAAGCUCAGCUAAAGUUGGCAAUGGUGUUGUCAUUUUCACCUUGUACAAAAAAGAAUCUACAAUGUGGGACCAACUUACAACAGUUGAAGUUGAUAAGGAAAAGUUGCGAAAAAAGCGGGAGCGAGCCAUUCUUGCUGCUCAAGAGAAGGCACAAGAAGCUGUAAAAGAAAAAGCAGUUAAAAAGCGACAAAAUGAGAAGUACUCAUUGGAAAAGAUGAUGAAGAUAGAGGACAAGAAUAGAGAACAGAUUGAAGAAUUGAAAAGACAAGAGCAAAGAAAAGCCACUGAAGAAUUAGAAAAGUGGAAACUUCAGAAGUGUGAAGAAGAGGAACUAAAGAGAAAAGUGGAACUAAAGAGAAAGGAGGAAAUAAAGAUUGCAAGGCAAAUAGCUGAGGCAGAACAAAAUAAGAAGAAGAAAAGUGAAAAUAAAGUACAAAAUUCUGCCUCUCAAGCACCACACAAGCACUCUCUCAAAGGAGGCAAUGCUGGCGAUAUAUUUACUGAAAACACGAAGGAAAAAAUCAUACCAUGUCCACGUUCACCGGGCACUAUACAAAUACAAUUCACACCACGGGUUUUUCCGACUGCGCUGCGAGAAUCCCUCAUUGCUGAGGAAGAGGAGUGGCUAAGAAAACAAGCAGAAGCUAGGCGAGCCAAUAAUGCAGAUGCCCCUGACCUUAAAGAUUUAAAAGAGGAAGAAAAAAAUCCAGAAUGGCUGAAGGACAAAGGGAACAAGCUGUUUGCUUCAGGAGAUUAUCUCGCAGCUAUUAAUGCUUAUAAUUUGGGAAUAAGAUUGAACAACAAACUUCCAGCUUUGUAUCUAAAUCGGGCUGCAACCCACCUCAAGCUAAGAAAUUUACACAAAGCCCUUGAAGACUGUUCCAAGGCACUUGAUUUAUUAACUCCUGCAGUUCCAGACAAUGCUGAUAGCAGAUUGAAGGCCCAUGUUAGAAGAGGGACAGCAUUUUGUGAGUUGGAAUUGUAUGUGGAGGGUCUUCAAGAUUAUGAAGCAGCUCUCAAGAUUAAGCCAGGCAACACUACAAUACGAGCGGAUGCAGAGAAGAUACGUCGAGUGAUUCAAGGAAAUCCUCCUGAACCGUGAAAGCAAUAUGAAAAAUGUCUCGGAUUAAUAGAUAGUUAACUAUCAUAUUUCUAUCUUUUUCAUUUUUGUUAAGACUUACAAAGAUUUGUAAUUCAUGACAGCAUCAAAACCAGGCAUCUUUUGACUUUCUCAGGGGAUUCUGAAUUUGUCGUAAGGUGACAAUAAUGUUUAAAUAAGAUGGUCAGCAUUCAAUAUUGGUGCUAUUCUACUUGCAUGAAGUAAAGUUGAAUGCUAUUUUGGAUUCAGGAACAUUCAUUUGCGAGCUGAGCAUUGACUAGGCAGAGUGAAGGAGAUGUAUUUCUAUUCCUUUAUCUAAGUAAGAUUGCCGGUUACCAUGUUGCCACCAAAAAACAAGUUUUUAAGAAUAAUCACACAUUUUGUUACACGUUCCAGAUCACAGAUUUUCAUGCACCGGGGACCUUAUUUGUCACUCUUCCAAUGCACAGAGGAGGAAUUAUUUGUUUUCUCGGUCAAUAUGUUGCACAGAAACUUACUACAGAAACUAGUUCAGCACUUUUUGGGACCAAAUAAGACCUGAGUUCAAUCAUGAUCUGUCUGUGAGGAGGUUGCACGUUCCCCCUUUGACUUCCUGGUUUCUCCCGGUGUUCCAUUUUCCUUCCAUCUCUCAAAAACGUACAAGUUGGUUGGUUAGUUGGUUGCUGUAAAUGAUCAAUAUUGUGUAGAUAGACAAAAAAUGCACGGGUAACUCAGCAGGUCAGGCAGCAUCUCUGGAGAAAAGGAAUAGCUGAUGUUUUGGGUCAAGAUCCUUCUUCAGAUCCUGAUGAAGAGUCUUGACCCGAAACGUCACCUAUUCCUUUUCUCCCGAGAUGCUGUCCGACCUGCGGAGUUACUCCAGCAUUUUGUGUCCGUCUGCAGUGUAAACCAGCAUCUGCAGUUCCUUCUUGCACCUAUUGUGCAGUAUAGGUGUAAGAAGUAGAAUUCUAUUGAGUAGAAUCUGAGGGUAGAGAGGGCUGAUUGGAUUUUGUAGAGAAUUAAAUACACUAGGAUUAGUAGAAUUGGGUGCUUGGUGGUUGGCACAGACUCGAUGGGCCAAAGGGCCUGUUUCUGUGCUGUGGCUAUUUUACCCCAAGAGUCAAAUCUUUAAUGUUUCCUGUUCAUUUUUGUCAUUUUUGUAAGCAGUCUAAGAUGCUACUGAUAUUUGUCAAACAACAAUAAAUGUUCAUAAAGUUUU
Molecule: messenger RNA, 2539 nt
Organism: Amblyraja radiata (thorny skate)
Lineage: Eukaryota; Metazoa; Chordata; Chondrichthyes; Rajiformes; Rajidae
Gene: dnaaf4
Product: dynein axonemal assembly factor 4
Exons: 9
Coding region: 64-1347 (427 amino acids)
Biological process (GO): inner dynein arm assembly; outer dynein arm assembly; determination of left/right symmetry
Molecular function (GO): nuclear estrogen receptor binding
Source: RefSeq, a predicted model, not a curated record